Messenger RNA from Lichtheimia ornata, 12168 nucleotides. RefSeq lists its product as uncharacterized. NCBI's taxonomy places the organism in Eukaryota, Fungi, Mucoromycota, Mucoromycetes, Mucorales, Lichtheimiaceae. Gene Ontology annotation, biological process: double-strand break repair via nonhomologous end joining; telomere maintenance. The record is from RefSeq and is a predicted model, not a curated record. The coding region runs from base 1 to 12168 and encodes 4055 amino acids. Gene Ontology annotation, molecular function: DNA-dependent protein kinase activity; protein binding. The transcript is spliced from 55 exons. Gene Ontology annotation, cellular component: nucleus.
AUGUCGCUAUCCUCAUUAGAGUCACUCCUACGCGAAUUGGCUACGCAUGUACCGAGGAGCCUGAGAAUGGAUGACAGCGGCGCCAUUCCAGUCGCCAUGGACGCAAAGCCGCUCGUCACCGAUAUCGCUGGCGUAUGCACAUCGCUGGAACAAACCGAUCUCGAAUACGCUGCCAGCCUCUUGUUCAAAUCUGAAUGCUCGCUUAUUAUCUUUUUACGACACAACCUCAACACCAAGGAAGCAAGCAUUCAGUCUGCGCAGACAGAGGCCCUCCGGUUCCUUGCCGAUUUCAUCUCAAAGCAGCAGAAGGUUUUACAGCCGUAUUGCUACACGAUUGGGCAAUGCUGCUUCGCACUUGGAUACCAUGGUUCGGGUCGUGUCAAGUCUGCGGCUAUCGAGACUUUAAUUGUGUUGAUGGAUCAAAGCAAGAGCCAGCUUGAUGUGGGUGAUCUGAAUGUGUCAGAGUUUUUUGCAAAGUUCUCGCAUGCAUAUACUCUCAAUGUGACAAAGACAUCCAAUUCUACCAAGGCUUCCAUUCUUGAUCUCUUGGGCACCAUCAUGUUGCAUCAUCCUACCAAGGUCUCAGAACCCCAAGUAGCACAGACAUUUCGGUGGUGUCUUGGAACAUUGCAACAUCAGCUAUUCACCAGCAAGGAAGCUGAAAACAACCUUGUCACAGGCGCUCUUCGUGGCUUGAGCAAAAUGGUUGAAUCAUCACACAACACAAUCGAAAGGGGAUCCGAAGACGCACAGCAGUUGUAUAAAUGCAUACGCCGCUUGUUUGACGUACCAGAACACUUAUCACGCUAUGAUGCACCCAUUGCUGCCUUACUCUUCCUCGAGAAACACGCAUCUUUAUUUGGACAAUGGCUUGUGGAUGAUUGCAAGUGGUUGUACGAACACUUGAGAGUGUUCAUUGAACAUCAAAAUCGGGACAUAUCAAAGGCUGGUUACAGUGCCAUCAAUGAAUUCAUGCGACAGGUUUCUUAUGCGUUGGCAAAGCAAGCGGAAGGACCUAGUGAACGAGCUGCAUUUCAGUAUCUUCUUGGGCAAUUUGAUGAGACUACUCGCACCGAUCCUAGUCAAUUAUCUCUUCGAGAUCUAUCAAUCGCUAUCCGUGGCAUUGGCUACCUGUCAACUGCAUUCUCAAAGCACUUGAGCGUAGACGAAGUGGAAAUUCUCAAAGAUCGUCUAGUCAGCAUGAGCUCGUGGUUCUAUUCAGACUACAAUGCCAACAGGGAGAAUUUCCAAGGACAAAUACCAGCAUUUAUUCAGGCGUAUACUUCCUUUGCCAGCAAUAUCGAGACACUUUCAGCCUCUCUCAUGUCCACAAUCGUAAAGAUGGUUGAGUCUUUCAUGUACAACUAUGCACGAUUGAGCAGCAUCACACGUCCAUCCGGCAUUUAUGCCAUACAACGUUUAUUACGAGUACUUUAUGACAAGGGCGAAGGAACAUUACGAGGAUUUUUAUCAGAUUUCUUUUACAAAGCCCUGACUUAUACAUGCAGCGACGUCACCAAUGAUCAAAGUGCACCAGUGUACAUGGAUUUCAUCUACUUUUGGGAAUCAGUACUUUGCGACAAAUACGACAAGAACAUGAAGAAGAAGGAUGAUGACCAAGCAGCAGAGAUUCAAAAGCAACGACAAAGGAUAUACUUUGAUGAGUUCCUAUCAUCCUUCCUCAAGAUCAUCGAUGCAUUUGACUUGGAAUACAAAGAUGUCACGGACAAGGAACAGCGUGGUGGAGAGUCCGCCGACCAGCGUGAGACAUACAUUGCAACUAGCUUUGGAGAUUUAAAAGCAACCAACACCAAGGAUUUCAUGCUCUUCCACAACAUGGUCCAGUUUUGGUGCAUUCUUUUACCCCGUUUACCAAGUCAGCGUUUGAAAGAUUGGUUCCAUAUAUCAGCUAGCGCCAUCAUUUCACACAGCAUCAAACGACAACUCGUGAGUGGAUUCUACAAAAUGUUGGCAACCAUGUUGUCGGUCGCAGAUCAGCAUGGAUUCUUUCAGGGAUACAAGGAGCUUUAUACCAAAGAGCAGCAGCAGCAAGGUGACCACCCCGAUGAUAUAUUCAAACUUCUUCCAAAGACGAAGACGGAUCUUUAUUCUGCAUUUCUCAUUAUUCGGGAUUUCUUGAAAGAAGUAUGGCAACGGCAACAAUUAUUCAAAGACGAGCUAUUGGCGGCAUGUUUGCAACUCAUGCUUUCAUACCCUCUUGCCUUUUUCGAUGUACGUGAGCUGGUGACACUUAUUCAAUCAGCAUUGAAGAUGGGUGUUACCUUUUAUCCCAUGGCCACAAUUGCUUUGGAUGCCCUGGAUAAAAUUGUGGAUCCUCCUGGAGAGACAUCAACCACCCAAGACUUAUCAUUUCUCGUCGACGUCCUGCCACUCUUGAAUGAAUACCUGCUGAUGGAUUUGCGCGUCAAGGCCAACACAUACAAGGAACCUAAGAAAAAGGCAAGAGUUUUGACUACUGCGGAGCGUAAACGACAUGAGAUCCAUUUCCGAGCAACCUCUGAAAUUCUUGGUGCGACGACGAUAGAGGAUGUCAGCUUGGGAGAUAUCCAACUUCGUGUGAUGCGGUUCCUUGGCAAGAUUGGAGGAAUCAACAAGCUUAUGAUAAAGGCACAAAUGGAUGCAGCAAGUGGAGCAACGGCUGGAAGUGUGGGACAACAACUGGUUGCAUGGGAUCCUAAAAGAAGACUUCAUAUUGGUGUACCUUUCCCCAAAGCCAAAAUCUCCCUCUCAUUCGACAACCUCCUCCCGCGCAUCUGUGAACUUGCUGAAUUGUCGCCGGAUCGACAAGUCAAGGUGGCAGCAUGCGAGCUAUUACAUGCACUCGUCAUUUUCAUGAUUGGUGACACAGCUUUUCGACCUCCAAGAAUUACCAGGAACAAGGAUGAAGAACCUGAAGCACCUUAUAUUCGAUUGUAUCGACGCAUCUUUCCCAUCUUGUUACGGCUUGCUGUGGAUAUCGACUUGGUCCCACGCAAGAUGUUUAGCGAUCUCAACGCCCAAGUGAUCCAUUGGUUCACCAACAAUACCCAAUAUGAAAAUCAGGAAACGGUGACACUCUUAUCCGCAUGUCUUGAUGCAGCUUGCUCUGAAGAUUCUGGUUUACGAUCGUAUGGAGCUGAAUGCGUGAAUGAAUUCGUAAAGUGGACCAUAAAGCAGCAAAGUGUGCGACAAGAAAGUCCUUUGAACAUCCGAUCCCUUCUCAAGCGAUUAUACAACAUGACAUCUCAUCCAAGUGCCAUGCAACGUCUUGGAGCAUGUAUGGUGUUCAACAAAAUCUAUCGCAUCUUCCGUGAGGAGCCUCAGCUUGUCAGCGAGUAUACUCUGGAGCUAUUAUACCACUUGUUCUUUUGUCUCAAGUUGGCUGAAGAUGAUCUUCCGUAUAUUGGUACUCGAGAACAAGCCAAACAAGGCAUUCGCCAUAUUCACCGUAUCUUGGAACGAAAGGCCACAGUAUUCCUUGAGCAGGAUGAGACGCGAAGAAGGGUGCCUGGUAUUAAACAAGCUGAUUUGCAAUCAAUGGUCGCAUGGGCAUUUGGACAAAGUGGCGAGCUGCAACGUGAAUACGCAAGAGAAUGCAUGCAUUUCUUUACCGAGUUUGUGAAAAAGCUGCCAAAUAUCAAAGAUGGACGUCAAUGGUUGGAAAAGGCAUUGAGCAAGGAUAAUGAUCUCGUGAUCCGUAUUUUCGAGCCGCAACGUCUUCGACAAUCCGAAUUUACAAAGGCUGGUUCAACCCUAUUAUGGCUGCGACAGGUUACUUGUUCGCUUGACGGUUACAUUUGGAUCAUUGAAAACGACAUGAUGGAUGCCAACAUUAUCUUUGAGCAACAAGACUCGGUUCUCUUGGAAAAAUGUGUUUACUUUUUGGAGCACAAGCCGUCUGAUUUGCUCAAGAUUCAAGGCAGUGAUAGCGCCAUUGAACGGACACGUGCUCAAUCACUUUACGCUUAUGGAUCAUACCAGAUUGUACGCAUGCUCACUUUGGCGGCAAGAUCAAAAAAGAGUGGACCCAUCUUGGAUAAUUCCGGCCUUUUAUUACACCCCGAGCUUAUCGAGGCCAUUGCACAGAUGCUGAUGCUUCCUGAACAAUAUGUCCAAGCCGCGCAAGCUGAAAAGAGCACCAUAUCCACGUUGAUUUCGACCGAAAAGGUGCGCCGUGCUGCUAAGGAGAACAUUCAAAUCAUGGCAACAAUCAGCCCCUCUGAAUUUCUACCACGUAUUGCCAAGGCAUGUGCUUCCAUUCAAUACUCGCAUCGUACCAAUUUAGCCGCCUUGCAAUUGGAUCAAUGUAAUAUGAGCGACAUGAUGCAAAUCGUAGAAGGUGUCAAGAUCCUCCAAGAGCUAAACUUGCUUGAAAACGUGUGCAAUGUAGCACCAAGAUCAUCUGGAAAUCACCCUACAGCCAUCGGCUUUUGCACUGAUCUCUUUGGCAAGUUCCGACAACUUCAUUGGACUGAGGAUCCUGCUUCAAUUCAACUACUUGGGAACAUGCUCAAGAUCGCAUUCCAUGAGGAAACGGUGGCAUCACAACAUGCAAAAGAGCUUCUCUUCGACAUUGGCGAAAACGAUACCGAACGUCUUGCAGUGUAUCAAAAGUUUGGCCCCUAUAUGAACGAUUGCUUUGCUAUCGAUUUCAAGAUAUUUGCUCCCUUAAUGAUUGACAACAUUUCGGACAGCUUCAUCCACACCACGAUGCUCGGCUUGGCCAAACAUUUACAAAGAAAUCAGAAAACACGGCGAAAAGAGGUUGUUGCAUUCAUGAAUGAGCUUGUACGCGAGCCUGGAAUCCUUCAAAAGCUGUUGGAUGAAUGGAAGGAUCUAGUGAAUCUCCCCGAUUUGAUUGCACUGUUCAAGUCCAUCCUAGGAGCCGACGUUGGUCUUUUAUCAAGAAACAAGAAGGAGCCCGUAUUCUCUGUCUUUUGCCAAGGGCUGCUUACAUUUCUCAGAAACGAUGUGCCGUUGGCUAUCAAGAUGGAAGCGUUCGAUCUGUUACCUGCAUACAUUUGUAUCGAAAGCGAUUAUCUUGAACAGAUCAAGCAAGCAUUGAAGGAGACGGUGAAUCGUCAAUUCCCACCUUCAUCAAAGGAUUUGGAUCCAAGUUCCGAAAUGUACAAUACUUAUAUCACUGCACUGGACAAGCUAUUGGCAUUGAUGAACGAAGUCUAUUCCGAGAUCAUCUUUGAGACGCUUUUGCCAAUCUUUAUUCAAGAAGAGGAUCAUGUGCAUGCGAAAGCCAUCAAGGAGGCUAUUUCCAACUUUGCAAAAAAUCUCGGCCGAAUCCGCUUCGAGACUGUUACGGAGCGCUGCUUUGGCUACUUUAUGGAUCGCGAGCUUGACAUGUUAUGGCGACGUAAUGCGGUGGAAUUGUUGAUAUCCUUAUUGCAAAAGGUGCCUCAAGAUUACAUGUUUUCCUUUUACAAGCGUCAUGUUUCCGACAUUAUGGGCAUUCUGAAUCAAGAGGAGCUACGACGUGGCACUGACAAGGAGAUUUGCCACACCCUUUAUUCUCGAGCAGAUUAUGGUCAGCAAAUCCAUGGCACUACAAGUGAACUUGCAAUGCAUUACGAGAAAGAUGGUCCUUCAGCGAAUGGCACAAAGUUGACAAACGACCUUCUCAAUGAUUACAUCCGCUCAAAGACACCCAAGGAUCCUCGUGAAACACCAGUGGUCUUGGAAUCGCGUCGACGAUAUCAGCAAGCGGCGUACAAUGCUAUCGCCAAAGCCAUUGAUCGCACCCAGUCAAAGCCAAAGAUCUUUGCAAAGGCCCUUUUUGCUGAUCCCAAGCAGCAACCUCUAUGGCAGAAUAUUGUGGAUGUCGAUGGGAAGCUCGACCUCAAGGAUCAGUUUACAGAAAGGAUGUCCAAGAAAAACAUUGAAGAUUUUCGUGCCAGGUCCGGCUUCCGUGCGUCUGCAAGCAACAUGACAAAUGAUCAAUACAUGAAGUCCAUGCAGCUGAGUAAAAGCAGUCUCGCCGAACCAUCAUUCUCUCAGAUGGUCCUGGAAGCCACUGGGCAGCAAAUUCCUGGCAAGGAAACCGAAUCUCUACCGGACGAUCCUAUGGAGAUUGAUUCUGAAGUGCAAGAGGAAGUUCAAAUGGAUGAAGACGCCACACCCGAAGAUGAAUAUGAAUUGGAUGAGAUCAACAAGAACCCAUGCAUGGAAACCAUGGUCACAAUCAUCAAGCGCUUGCAUAACGUCAUUGCCAAACCCGAGAUGUAUACAUCCGGCAUGCCAGAAUGGAUGACAGCUCUAUCAAAAGUUUUCAACGCAGCGGAUACACCUUUGAAUGUGCAAGUGUACAUUGCCCGCUUGAUCUGCAACUGCAAGUAUGCGUUUGCACCUUAUGCCGCUUACUGGAUUCGACCUAUCAUGAAGCUAGCUUUGAAAGGCAACACAUUUGGUGCACCCAUCAACUACCUUGUGCAAGAUCUAGUGGUUUUGGUGAUUGUUUGGGGAGAGCAAGUUACCUUUAAGGAUGACUAUGACGAUCGUUUAUUGAUUUCAGACUUUGUGCAUUAUUUGAUCAAGAACACCCUCAUCAAGGAGAACAGUGGGGUGCAGGAGCUGCGUGUUAUCAAGUUUCGAGUGUAUUUGGUCAAGAAGCUAUUUGACUUGUGGGGCAAACUUGUUAUUGUUCCAACGGAUAUCAUUCUUGACUUAGCGACAAGGAACCAAAAGUCGAGAGAAAAUCUUGCCGGCUUACAAUUUGGAGGCAUGUUUCUUGCACAUGAUUGUGAACUUUACUAUGAUGGCCCAGAGGCGAACCUUCGAGGAUUGACCGAAGAAGCAUUCUACAACAAACUUGCAAUCAAUUUCCAUCACAAGUAUCGUGACGUUGUUGGCGAUGCAGCUGAGGUGUUUGCAUGGUCCAUUGAAUUGAAAAGGAAGAAAGGGCAGCCGACUGAUUAUCUCGAGAAGCUGUUGAAAUCAAAGUUGACAUCAUUGGAUCCCCAAGUCGGUCAGGGAGGCGACGACGCACGUUUCUUAGCUUGUCUUACGCGUAUCCAGAUCCAUUGUCGUGAUAUUACCGAGCAAUACAUGAACAAGGUCCUUCGUUUGUUACCGCACGUCUAUGGCAAUGCCCAGGUGAUGGCACUUCAAGUCAUUGGAUUUGCAAUCGAUAAGGUGGAGGAACCAUUCGUUGAUCUCAUGAAAAACAAGGCUUUACUCAAGAUGCUGAAACACGCCAAUGAUCAAGCACAAUCUAUUCUCCUUGGUAUAUUGAUCAAGAUCGCACCCACUUUGAGCCCAGAACAAGUCGAAUCAAUUUUACCAACAUUGACAAAUGUCUUUGAGAAGCACGCCAAUGGAGAAUGCCGAUCCAUGUAUUACACAUUCCUGCAAACGGUCAAUGACAAUCUCAUGGAUACUCCGACACCUCUGAGAUCAAGUAUCAAGGCGUGCUUGCUGCGUGGAUUGACAGAUCAAAGCGAGGCUAUUAGAGAGGGCUUGGCGGCCUAUUUAAGGAAGAUCUUCGACCUGAAUGACAAUGUAUAUGAUCGAUUGAAGGCGGUAUUAAGCAUGUAUGCUCCGGAGGUGGAGGAUGUCUAUAUUCUCUAUUCAAUCCAUUUGCUGCUCGAAGGCACAAAGGAGGCACAAGAUUUCGACAAACCUUUAUUCGACGCACCUCUUCCCGAAGCUCAUUUUGAUGAUGAAGAUCAGCAAAUCGACACUUCGUGGCAUUAUAAUGCUUCAAUGACGCCCAUGUUUGUGUUGUCACAAGAAGUGCGACCUCCACGACCACGUGCUACCGAUCAAGAAGGCCUUAUCCGUGCUACGCAAACCCAAUUUGAAUUCAGCUUAACUCAAAGUGUGACAGGCAAUACGCUUGCUUCAUCCUAUGCACCCCCUCCACCACGCACAUCAGGUCCUUCGGCAACACAAUCAACUUUUGGCACCCAAAUGUCUCAAUCUUCGGCAUCACAAGGAAGCAUGGUUAAAGGAAAUGACCCUUACAAGAGCCUUCACAUGCGUAUGGUCAAGCAAAGCAAGGAUGAGACGAACAAGCAUUUCCGUUCAAUGCAUGACAAAGAUGCGCGUACGCGAAUCCGGGAGGAAAAACAAAGACGACAAGCUGAGGAAAAACGGGUGCAUCUAUUACGGAGCUAUCGAGUUGGUGAAUUACCUGAUGUCCAAAUCAAGUACAAGGAUUUGAUCGUUCCUCUUCAAACGCUUGGUUGCAACGACAAUGAAACAGCACGUCUUCUAUUUUCAGAUUUAGUGGUGGCAAUCACCGAACAAGAACCAUCGGCUCCGAACGAGGAGAAGAAGUAUCGUGAGCAUGUGCUUGAGCUUGUUCGCAAGAAUCUUUUCCAGAGCAUCGACAGUUUUCCACCAGCUAUUGGCUCCUUUUUACGCAUUUGUUACGACUUGGACGACAAUCAAUUGGAGAGUACCCUUAUCAACAGCAUAUGUGAAAAGAGCUACAAUCAGCAUAUCGGUAUUGCUCUUUUGGAAAAGCAAGGAAUUCUUGGUAUCGCCCCAAGACAAGAUACCAAAAAGAAGCGUACAUCCAAAUCACAGGAGAAGCUUGAUGUCGGCAAAAAGCAUUGGAUCAAUCUCGCGUUGCUUUAUCGAUCGAUUGACGAGCCUGAAAUCUUCCAGCAUUUAUACCAAAGCUACGUUGCAACACAACAACUUCCAAAAGAUGCUAUCGACGCCGAGAUUAGUGGACGUUUUGUGGAAGCAUGUAAUCUUUUUGCGGAGUCACAUGACAAGUACAGUGAAGGAAAUCCAGAAGAGUCAUUUUUAUGGGUACACGAACGCAUGAAAUGCUUUGAACAAUUGCUACAGUGGCAAGACAUUGCGGAGGCCAUAAAACCGAACAUAGGCGGAGGUUAUGAGUUGAUCUGGGAUCUCGUUGACAAGGAUGACUAUAUGGAGUACUUUUUGCGAAGCUUUACCAAAUUGCGAGAUGGCUGGAAUGAUGAGCACAACAAUCUUAUCGAAUGGACCGAUGACAAUCCAAAUCCGGUGUAUCAAUUUCUUGCAUCUGCCAUGACAAUCCCUGAUCGGCAAGAUUACCUACUUCGAAAUUUCGCAUGCGAGGUAUCAAUCAAUGCCAUUGUCGAAAAGGAGUUUGAUCGUGCGGGAUACUAUGUGCGCAAUGCAUAUGACGCCUUCCUUUCUACAUGGACCACGUUGCAUCCACUUGCUCAUGGCAGUCGUAUGGCCCAACUCAUUAAUUUGGAAAGGGCCACUGAAAUGGAAGGCUUUUUGGAUGUCAUGUCUGAUUUUCAACGUUCCACAGGCGAUCCAUCAAAGAUGACAAAGUACCUACAAUCACUAUUGGUGCGAUAUCCGAAUGCUCAAUUGGAUGCCAUGGAUGCGUGGGAUGAUGUCAUUGACUCGAGGAAUGUCAUGGUCGAAGAACUUGAAAGACUUUGCGAAGAUCGACAGAUAGUUGAUGUGAUGGGUCCUAAGCUAUUUGAUUGCCGCAAGCAAUCUAUACUCACUAUGAUGGCAGCAGCAAGAACACAGGGCAAUGCCUCCGUAGCAAUGAGCCACCUUGGUCGCUUGGAUGAUCUUGGGAUUAGUGGUCGAGAACGCGGACUUGUCGGAUUGCAGAAUGAAAUCACGCUUCAAGAGUUUAUGGUGGAUGGCCGCAAAAAGGCUCACAUGCUAGCAAGAAUGGUUGCCAAUAUCAUCAAGGAUGAGCAUGAAUUGCAACCAUCAGAAGACCUCUAUUAUGAAUACCAGUUUGCAGCUGCUCAUGUCUUCGACUUGGCUCGCCUCACAAUCCAACAAGAUCCAAAUGCGUUCAAGACCAUCUUAUCCAACUCUGCUUUCAAAAAGCUUCAUGAGUCUCGCAAUUUCAAGGAUGCAACAACGAUGGCAAAUUAUCUGGGCCACAAUGGAUACGCGUACAUUAGAGAUGCAUGUGGUUCUUCCGUUGAUGCUGAAGAUCCACUGAUGCAAGCCAAAUGCAGUUGGAAGUUUGCCGAAUACUGUGACAAUGUUAUGCGUGCAAAUGAUGUCUAUACGGAUACCCAGGUCAAUGUCCCUAUUGAAUACACUCGCAUCGUGAUUCAGGGUUAUUUUUCAUCCAUGGAAGCUGGCAAUCAUCAAGCCAUUGAGCGGUUCCCACGUAUGCUUGAAUUGAUCGAACGAUAUCCAGAAGUCGGGAGUGUUUUCAAGGAAAGGGCCGAAGCAUUUGAACAAGUGUGGAUGUACAUUCGUUGGAUUCCUCAAAUGGUGGCUAUUCUCGACAGACCAAUCGCUCUCAACAUCUUCCCUGCGUUGCACAAGCUUGCCCGUGCAUAUCCGAAUGCCCUCUACUAUCCAUUUACGAUCAGCAAUGAGCAUUAUUCAAGUAUGGGUGAUCAAUUGCCAAAGGAGAAUCGACAAGAAAUCGACAAGUUGGCAGCUGCUAUCCGUUCACCUUUGAUGGAAAAGCUCAACUUUGAAUUGCGAAGACUUGGUAACCCUAUGACGAUCGCCAAAGACUUUGUGGAUAUUGUGAGCGGUUACUUUAACGAUCCCAGCAUUUCCAUUGAUGCAGUCAAGGAAGCUUAUCGUGAACUAUAUGACCUCGUGCUGGAUAGGGGCAACCCCGAAAUUGGAGAGAUCCCAAAGGCUUUUGCUACUAGUCAUGGAAGCUUGUUCACUGAUACAUUUGGUGAAAAUGGAUCCAAAUUGGAAAAGUUGAAGAAGGCAGAUUUCCAAAAGUUCAGGGGAGCUUUCGAGAAGGUGCUUCAGCGAGACAGGAACAAGACACCACGGACUAUCAAGUCUCUUAAAGCCCAUUCUCCAUGGCUAGCUAAGUUUCAUGGUUCAAACUUUGACGAGCAGCUGGAAAUCCCAGGCCAGUAUUCAGGAAAAUCCAGACCAGAUCCUGCAGCCCAUGCAAAAAUCAUCAGCUUUGACGAACGUCUUUUGCCACAAAGUUCAUUGAGAAGACCCAAGCGGCUAACCAUGAACGGAAGCGAUGAGCGGCCACACAAUUUCUUGGUCAAGGAAGGAGAGGAUUUGCGUUUGGAUCAACGUAUUCAGCAGCUAUUUGGAGUUAUGAAUGAGAUUCUUGCCAAAGACCCUUACUGUGCAAAACAUGGAGUCUCGAUCAGAACGUACAAUGUUGUACCUAUGACUACAAGCGUCGGCAUGAUUGAGUGGGUCAAUGACACCAUCCCCCUAAAAGAAUGUGUGUCACAAGGCGUGUAUGGAGAACAGAUCAAGGCAGCAUACAAUAAUUACAGGAGAUAUUACGAACGCGAUGUACGACAAUACGUCACGUCCAUCAAAACACCUCGCAAGGACAUUGUAAACCGAUUUGAGGACGCCAUGCGUGGCAUGGAUAGCAGCACGUUGCGUCAAUACUUGCUCCAAAUGGCAUCAUCCCCUGAAGCAUUUCUACUCAUCCGAAAAGGCUUUAUCAACAGCUUGGCUGCCAUCAGCAUAUCUGGAUACAUUCUCGGCAUUGGUGAUCGACACAUGGAAAACUUUUUGGUCGAUAAAAAGUCUGGACAGAUGAUUUCGAUUGAUUUUGGACACGCAUUUGGCUCGGCCACUGAAUUACUUCCUGUGCCAGAAAUGAUGCCAUUCCGCUUAACAAAGUGUUUGACCGGCACAUUGGAGCCAUUGGGAUUGGGAGCACUCGAGUUGGUCAUGACACAUGUGUUACAAAGUUUGCAUCAAAAUCGUGAUACAUUGCUCAAUGUCAUGGAUGUCUUUAUUAAGGAGCCUUUGCUGGAUUGGAGGAAGCAGGCGAUCAUCGAAAUGACAACGCAACGAUCCACAAAUCGAUCAUCAUCAACCGCCACAGCAACCAAGUCAGCUCAAGCUACCAGAUCCAAUACAAGUACGGGUGGUGGUGCUGCUAGCGGUGAACCCUCAUCAUCAGAGACAACCAGUAUCAGUGAUCAAAUUGAGUGGUUCCCUCAACAAAAGCUUGACGCUGCACGCAAAAAACUUAAUCUUGAAAAUCCCGGGUACACCAUGGCAGCGAGCAUCAGACGUAACAAGAGGGUAGAGAAGGAGAAAUUGGGAGAGAAGUUUGCGGCACUUGCCCUUGGCGACCCGGAUUACAAUUAUCGUGCAACCAUUGACCAGGAAUGCCCAUCGAUUAGGGACCAAGUUCGAUGCUUAGUAGAUAUCGCUACGGAUCCAGCAAUUCUUGGUAGAACGUGGGUAGGAUGGAUGCCGUUUUGCUAA